This is a messenger RNA of Zootoca vivipara (common lizard), 3484 nucleotides long. The record is from RefSeq and is a predicted model, not a curated record. NCBI's taxonomy places the organism in Eukaryota, Metazoa, Chordata, Lepidosauria, Squamata, Lacertidae.
UUCAAGUCCAGGCAGCGCCAGGCAAGAGCCAUCCUUUCCAAAUUCCAGAAGGGCAGCUUGGAAAAAUUCCCUGCCCUUCUCUCCCCCACUGCUACUCCUUGCCCCACAAAGAAGGAAGAAAAGCUUCACCCCAUUAUUUUUCCACCUUUAACUCUUGCACUGCAGGGGGUUGGACUAGAUGACCCUCGGGUCCCUUCCAACUCUACAGUUCUUUGAUUCUAUUAAACUCCUUGCUCCCUCUGUCUCCUCGCCAAGAAAAGAGACAAACAGCAGGUGCCCAUUUGCACGUGGGGCAGCAGAAUCACCUAUCAGUUAUGGGAAAAGGCUGCUCUAUCCACUAGACCUCCUUUCCCCCCAUCCCUCUUCAAAGCUACUUUAAAAAUGCUGCUUUUCUGCUCAUUCCCGAAGUGCCGGCGAGUGUCCCCACCCUUACCAGGAUAUGCCCAGAUUCCCAUCUGUGUGCGCGCAGAGCGCACGUUUCCUCUUUGGCACAGAGCGUCAGUGUCAGGCCCUGCAAGGGUUAAAAAAGAACCGGAUUCCUAGAGAAGAAGGAAAUUUGGGGUGGGUGGAAGGGGGGCUUCCUCCACAGCAGAAGCCGCUCCCCGCUUUGCAAAGGAAGGAGCCUCUGCUUUUACCCACCGCGCGCUGCAUCUGCGGCUGCUCCUGCAACCCGAUAAGAGAUGGAAGAACAAGACUCUGCCGCCCUCGAAGCAGGAAGACAGCCUGAUAGCAUUGUGACUGGGAGCACUGGGGAAACUUGGGUUGGAAGCAGACACAAGACAUUGAGGGAGAACACCCACAGCUCAGAUCUGCAGUGCCAACAGUUUAGGCACUUCCAGUACCAGGAGGCCAAGGGACCACGGGAAGUUUGCAGCCGACUCCACCAUCUUUGCCGUCAGUGGCUGAAGCCGGAGACACACACCAAGGCUCAGAUCCUGGACCUGGUGAUCCUGGAGCAGUUCCUGGCUGUCCUCCCCCCGGAGAUGGAGAACUGGGUGAGGGAAUGCGGAGCAGAGACCAGUUCCCAGGCGGUGGCCCUGACAGAAGGUUUCCUCCUGAACCGGGCAGAGGACAAGAAGCAGGAAGAGCAGCAGGGAAAGGAUCUGGUAACAGAAAUAAGAAGCGAUUCCUCCAAAGCAGAAAGCAAUAUGUCAGUCAUCAGGCAGAGGCCUCUGGGCAAUGGAAUGAUGCCGGCAAGAUGUCCUCCGCCAUCUCCUCUUCAUGGUUCAGUAGAAGGAGCAGCUGUGAGACCAGAUCAGGGUCCCAUAUCAUUUGAGGAUGUGGCUGUGCAUUUCACGGAUGAGGAGUGGUCGCUGCUGGAUCCUGACCAGAGGGUAUUGCAUAAGGAAGUCAUGGAGGAGAACUGGGGAAUCGUGGCCUCUCUCGCACAAGGAAUCCACAGCGCAGAGAAACCAUAUAAAUGCAGUGAGUGUGGAAUGAGCUUUGCUCAGAAGAUAAUUCUCAUGUACCAUCAAAGAAUUCACACAGGGGAGAAACCCUAUCAGUGUUUGGAGUGUGGAAAGAUCUUAAGGCAUAAGACAAGUCUUGCUUCCCAUCAAAGAAUUCAUUCUGGGGAGAAACCCUAUCAGUGCUUGGAGUGUGCAAAAAGCUUCACUCACAAAAUAACUCUCAUGCACCAUCGAGCAAUUCACACUGGUGAGAAACCGUAUAAAUGCUCACCAUGUGGAAAGAGCUUCACUUUGAAGAAAAACCUCACUUCCCAUCAAAGAAUUCACACCGGGGAGAAACCGUAUAAAUGUCUGCAAUGCGGAAAGAGAUUCAGUCAAAGCUCCCAUCUCACUUACCACCGCAGAAUUCACACAGGGGAGAAGCCAUAUAAGUGCUUAGAGUGUGGAAAGAACUUCAGCCAACGUACUAGUCUAAUUUACCACCAGAAAACACACACUGCAGAGACACAAUAUAAAUGCUUGGAAUGUGGAAAGUGCCUCAGUCAGGAGGCAGAUCUCGUUGAUCAUCAAAAAAUGCACAUCCGGGAUAAACCACAUGUAUGUUCGGAAUGUGGGAAAAGGUACACUCAGAAGAAUUGUCUUAGGAAACAUCAAAGAAUUCAUACAGGAGAGAAAAACUAUAAAUGCUCUGAGUGCGGAAAAAGCUUCAUUGAGAAGUCAGCUCUCACGACACAUCAACGCGUUCAUACGGGAGAGAAACCCUAUAAAUGCCUGGAGUGUGGAAAGGGCUUCACUCAGAGCUCCCAUCGCAAUGUUCAUCGAAGAACUCACAAAUUGAUAUUCGGUGCGGACAAAGAGCUUUCUUCAGAUCUCCAGCCUUUAUUUCCACCAAAAAAUCCAUACAGUGGAGAACCCAUAUAAAGACUUGGAAUAUUAAAGGAGCUUUAGGAGCAGUUCCUAGCUUUCUUUCUGCAAGAAAAACCCAUAUAAAUGCUUGGAUUGCAUAUUGUGGAGUAAUCAUAAAAGUCCUCAGAAGUUGGGAGGAGCUUCCAAAAAAGGAUAAACUUCUGUUUUUAUCAUUAAUUCAUUCUUCAAAGAUGAUCAGAGCAUCAAGCACAGUACUAACCUUACCUGACAUCAAAGAAUUCACACAGGGACGAAACAAUAUAUUUCCCCCAGAAGGCAAGAUGUUGGGGACCAGGCAGGAUCUAAGAAUCUAAAAAUCCACUUGGAUAUACAGUUGGACCUCGACUUACGAGCUCCUUGACAUCCGACGUUUUCGACUUACGAGCGGAAAAAGUGGCCACGCGCUUACAAUUUUUCCAACAUCCAAACGGAAAACCCGUUCGCGGCUAGAUGCGGUUUCCUCGACUUACGAAUUUUUCCAUUUCCAAUGCAUUCCUAUGGGAAACCGCUUUUCCUUUUCCUAUGGGAAACUCGACUUACGAAGUUUUCGACCUACGAGUGUGCAUUCGGAACGGAUUAAAUUCGUAAAUUGAGGUCCCACUGUAUUUAUAUUACAGUGGUACCUUGGUUUACGAACUUAAUCUGUUCCAGAAGUUUGUUCUUAAACCAAGCGUUCUUAAACCAAGGCGUGCUUUUCCAUAGCAGCAAGGGACUCAAUUUACAAAUGGAACCCACUCAAAAGGAAGCGGAACAUGUUCUGCUUCCAAGGCAAAGUUCACAAACCAAAACACCUACUCCCGAGUUUGCAGCGUUCUUAAUCCAUGUUGUGCAUAAACUAAGCUGUUCUUAAGCCAAGGUACCACGGUAAAUACAUUAGCAGAAGACCAGUGGGGGCAUUUCCAUUUUUGAAAGAUGAAAGCAUCAAAGAGAAAUCAACAGCAAGGAGAAAUGAAAGGAACGGUAUAUGCAGGUAAGGGAAAGUGCUGCCUUUUCUUGUGAUGGAGUUGGGAGGGGGGAAAGCAUGACUUGCUCUCCGUGUUGAGCCCAAUGCUGUGGAUCUAUGCCUCUCCCCAGACACAGAACAAGAGAGUGAGAUUUGUGUGAAUGCUGUGAGUCCUCACCGUCUUAUAUUCAGCAUAUAUGUGUAAAUAAAACAUAUCCGAAAUGCA